Cuculus canorus (common cuckoo) is the source of this 1780-nucleotide messenger RNA. RefSeq names its product dual specificity protein kinase CLK1-like. Gene Ontology annotation, biological process: regulation of RNA splicing; protein phosphorylation. The coding region runs from base 105 to 1022 and encodes 305 amino acids. Lineage: Eukaryota; Metazoa; Chordata; Aves; Cuculiformes; Cuculidae. Gene Ontology annotation, molecular function: protein tyrosine kinase activity; ATP binding. The transcript is spliced from 6 exons. The record is from RefSeq and is a predicted model, not a curated record. Gene Ontology annotation, cellular component: nucleus.
AAGCAUCAGACCCCAGCAAUGCCUAGUAAGCACACAAAGCCAACCGUGAUGUGUUUUGGCUCGAAGACUUCUUCUAGUGUUCUUCUAGUGCACACAGUGUGUGUAUGAGCGCUGCACAACUUGCUGUUGCAAUGCAUGUGUUUUCCUGCUUUUGCAGUCACUGUGUUCAGAUGUUGGGAUGGUUUGAGUACCAUGGACACGUCUGCAUUGUCUUUGAGCUCCUGGGUCUCAGCACCUUAGACUUUAUGAGCAACAACGACUUCUUGCCAUUUAGCCUGGACGACAUUAGACACAUGGCUUAUCAGAUCUGCACCUCUGUCAACUUUUUGCACAUGAACAAGUUGACACAUACAGAUCUGAAGACAGACAAUAUUGUCUAUGUGAACUCUGACUAUGUAGAAGAGUACAACCCCACACUGAAACGUAAGGAACGCAGACUGAGAAAACCAGAUAUCAAACUUGUGGAUUUUGGGUGCGCCACUUAUGAUCAUGAAUAUCAUCGGCCUUCGGUGACCGCCAGAGCUUACAGAUCUCCCGAGGUGGUCCUAGAGCUCGGAUGGUCACAUCCAUGCGAUGUGUGGAGCAUAGGAUGUACUCUCCUGGAAUACUACCGUGGAGUCUUAGUAUUUGAGACCGAUGACGACAUAGAACACCUGGCAAUGAUGGAGCGAUUACUGGGCCCUUUGCCAGAUCAAAUGAUAAAGAGAGUUGUGUCUUCAAAGAAGGAGAAGUAUUUCUGUAGUGGCCGUCUGGCCUGGGAUGAACACAGUGCAUCUGGGCAAUAUGUCUCAGGGUGCUGUAAACCCCUGAAGGAAUACAUGACGUGCCACGAUUCUGACCAUGAGAACCUGUUUGAUCUGAUUGGGAAGAUGCUGGAGUAUGACCCAGCCACGUGCAUUACUCUGGAAGAAGCGCUGGAACAUCCUUUCUUCCUCCCAUUGAAGCGGGAGAAAAGGGCACGGCCUCCUACAUCUGAGGCAGGCAAACGUCUCUGUCUGCCUGGUAAGUGUAAACUAUGUUAAGUGCUUAUUUUUUGUUUGUGUAUCUUAGGUAUUUAUCUAUUGAUGCUGAAUUCAAAUACAUCUGUUGGAAUAAAAUUUAUUUAAGAAAAGGACAGUGAUGAGUCCGGUUGUGUUUUGCCAGUAAAACAUCUCAGGACACUUUUAUUGUGUGGACGAGAGCACCCUCUACUCUACAGGUCUGCCAUGGACCAGGAGGUAUUGAUUUAAUUAUGGUUUAUAAUAACUGUCAUUGGAAGACCAAAAGACUAGGGCUGAUGUUUACCCUUUAGUGAGUGACUGAUGCAUCUUUUCUGAGUAAGAGGACAGACACAGCCCUUGCUGUUAAGUGUGAGGGUGGCCUUUAUCUGUUGAAAGAAAAAAGUUAAACAGGAAGAAAGAUCCCUGUAGUAAUUAAAGAAAUUGCGCUGCGAUAAGGAAUUAUUAUUAUUGUUAGUUUUUGGUGGGGUACUCUGGUUACCAGUGUUCCUGUUUAUGGUCAUUGUCGGCAUACAGCAGUAGGGGCAGGUGACAGACUUAAGACAACAGCUCGAGGAGGCAAGGAGUCAGAGGGGACAGCUGCAGGAUGCUCUUAUGGAACAGCUUCUUGCAGACACCAGCGCCCACGAGGCAGGGUGGUCUAGGUCAGAAAACAGUGAUGCGCUCCCCUCUAAGACACGAAAUGGUGCAGUUUUCCUGGGAGAAGAGAACUGGACUGCUGAUUGGAUUAGAAGAAGCAGAGAGAAGUGUUCUCUGACAGUAUGACCUUGGAACAUCACACG